Molecule: messenger RNA, 843 nt
Organism: Elephantulus edwardii (Cape elephant shrew)
Lineage: Eukaryota; Metazoa; Chordata; Mammalia; Macroscelidea; Macroscelididae
Gene: MBLAC1
Product: metallo-beta-lactamase domain containing 1
Source: RefSeq, a predicted model, not a curated record
AUGAGUAGCAUCCUACACACCGAGCCGCUGUGCGGGGAGAUCCCGCUGCUGGUCCCUGGAAGCCCCUACUCAGUCGUGGUUCUGCUGCAGGGCUUUGCGGAUCCCCAGGGAUUUGGCGGCGCUGUGCGUGCCGAUGGUUCCGUGACCCUUAUCCUGCCCAAGGACUGGACCCUCGUCUCCAGCCGCCGAGAUCCCCCUUCCAAGGAUGACGGAGUGAAGACUGCCCUGGAGCGUGCAGCCCUUGGCCCUAUGAUCGUGGACACAGGGGGUCCCUGGGCUCGGGAAGCGCUCUUGGGGGCCCUCGCAAGGCAGAAUGUGGCCCCUGGAGACGUGACUCUAGUGGUGGGGACCCACGGGCACUCUGAUCACAUUGGGAACUUGGGACUGUUCCCGGGGGCAGCUCUUCUGGUCUCCCACGACUUCUGCCUCCCUGGGGGUCUUUACCUACCCCACCGAUUGAGUGAAGAACAGCCCCUGCAGCUGGGGCCGGGUCUCGAGGUGUGGGCCACCCCAGGCCAUGGAGGUCAGAAAGACGUGAGCGUGGUGGUGGCAGGCACAUCCCUGGGCACCGUGGCUGUGGUGGGCGAUGUAUUUGAAUGUAAUGGAGACGAGGACUCCUGGCAGGCAUUGAGCGAGGACCCCGUGGCCCAGGAGCGGAGCCGGAAGAGAGUCCUAAGUGCUGCAGACGUGGUCGUGCCUGGUCAUGGAGCCCCCUUUAGAAUUGUUAGGGAGGCUUCAGAGCCCGAGACAAAGGGUGGGCAAGAAACUCUACAGGAGCCCAAAGCCGGAGGUGAGGAAUUCACUUCGCACUGGAAGUGCCAGGAAGGAGCUGGACUGUUGUGA